This is a messenger RNA of Aspergillus steynii IBT 23096, 1679 nucleotides long. Its product is annotated as BSD domain-containing protein. The record is from RefSeq and is a predicted model, not a curated record. The coding region runs from base 59 to 1306 and encodes 415 amino acids. The transcript has 2 exons. Lineage: Eukaryota; Fungi; Ascomycota; Eurotiomycetes; Eurotiales; Aspergillaceae. Gene Ontology annotation, cellular component: cytoplasm.
CCUGCUACAGUGCAUCGAAUUCCAAUCUCCCCGAUCGCAACGUCAUCCCUCCCCAGCCAUGGAUAUAGCAUACGAUCACAUCCAGGAGGAGAUCUUCACCUCCAACGACACCUCCAAGAAGGAUGAAUCCAAGGACGAGUCCGCCAAGACCGACCGGCCCAACGUCGACCUGAACACCGAGCUGCAGGAAACCUUCCGCGCAUUCUCCGCCAGCCCGUGGGGUGCCCGCAUCGGAGGUUUAUGGGACAACGUUCGCAAACAGGGCGAGAGCUACUACGAGGGCGCUAGACAGGAGUAUGCCGCCGCCAGCGAAGAGGCGGUCAAGGGCUUCUCGGACCUGAGAGAGACUAUCGUCGGACGCACGCGGGGCCUGUCCCUGAGCACGCCGUUCGCUGCCGGAAGCGCCGAGAAGACCACGGAUGAGGCAACCACGCCUACUGCCUCUCGCGCGGGCGAGGCCUCAGGCGCAGAAGGGGCAGAGAGCAGCGAAAAGGGCACGGGUGCUGGCACGGAUGCAGGCGAGGGGUUCUUAUCUCGCUUCAAGGCCGAGGCGGGUCGACGACUGAAGGAGCUUGAGAAGGCGGAGGAAGCGGCCGACGAGGCGAUCUUGCGGUUCGGUCAGAAUAUCGGGCAGAAGCUGCGCGACGCGGUCAGCAUCGUGCCGCCGGGUACGGACUCCAACAAGAUCCUCUUCGAGAGUAAAGACUCGGAGGGCAAGAGAGUCAUUCAUGCCACGCGAUUCGAGGCCCAACUGCACGUCAUCCACUCCAACUUGGACAGCUUCACCAAGGACCCGGUCAGUGAUGAGUGGGCUACUUUCCAGAAGGAGUUCAAUGUCGACAACAAGACUAGUGCCAUUGCGGCCGACUUGGAGAAGUAUCCUGAGCUGCGGGCUGCGAUGGAGAAGCUCGUCCCUGAGCAGGUGGAGUAUGCGACGUUCUGGUCCCGUUACUACUUCCUUCGUCUUGUUAUUGAGACCGAGGAGCAGAAGCGCAAGGAACUCCUCAAGGGUGCCAAUGUUGAUGAGGAGGAAGAAGUUGCUUGGGAUGACGACUCCGACGAUGAGACCGACUCACCCUCCACUCCCCAAGUGAAAUCCACCAAGACCGACGAGGCCCAAAGCUCCGCUCCUGCCACCGAGAAGAACAACCUCCUGAAGCCCAACGAGCCCCGCCGCUCGAAUGACCAGCAGUCCCAAGCAGACAGCGAAUCCAGCUAUGACGUCGUCAGCGGUGCCACCAGUCGAACCCCCGCCAGUCCCAAGGACAAGACCAAGGACGACGACAGCGACGAGGACUGGGAGUAAAAGGGACUUAAACUGAAUUUACAUACGACGUAUAGAGCACAUGAUCGAUCUACCCAGGACGUUUGUGAAUAGGUGCCAUGUGGACGAUUCCCUUUGACCGCUGGUUGGUCCGAGAGAAGAUCUAUCUGCACGGGACGACGGUAUAUGGUGUGGUGUUUUAAGGCGCUGAAAUGCUCUGAACUUCUUGUGGCGUUGUAGGGAUUUCUCUCUUCUUUUCGAUAUUCGUUUUCUAGCGGUUGAAUUAUUUUUCCCCUCUCGUUGAUAUCAAGUAAUUGCGUAUGUUUGGGUGUUUGUUUCUCUUUUUUGCCCCUCUUGCAGUGACAUCCAUCUGUUGAAAUUGAGUUUAGUCUAUAACAAUGAACAUAGGACUCUC